This is a messenger RNA of Eucalyptus grandis, 3017 nucleotides long. Its product is annotated as protein WHAT'S THIS FACTOR 9, mitochondrial. The coding region runs from base 1106 to 2374 and encodes 422 amino acids. The record is from RefSeq and is a predicted model, not a curated record. Gene Ontology annotation, molecular function: RNA binding. NCBI's taxonomy places the organism in Eukaryota, Viridiplantae, Streptophyta, Magnoliopsida, Myrtales, Myrtaceae. The transcript has 3 exons.
ACAAGAAGUGAAAGGCAAUCUCCCUAAAUAGAAAAUAAACUUUGAAAUUCCAUGUUUUACUGAAACAUCCGGAUUCUGCUUAUCAAUCUUGAAGUGUGUGUACUGACAUUUGCAUCAAUUUUAUUAUGGAAUUUUUCCUAACGAAAGAUUGAAUAUAAGAAAUCUAGAAAGAUUUCUCAUGAAAUCAUUCCUAUCUAACUUUGUAUCCCGGUGAUCAAACAAAACAUAGAUGGAAGACGCUUUUCUGGAUGCCCCUUUAUCAAUAAACUUUGACAUAGAUGGAAGAUGCUUUUCUGGAUGCCACUUGAUCAACGAGCUAACAUUCGAGUGAAAUAUAUUAAUGAAAGUACAUUCAUGCAGAAUUUGAAGAUGCAUGUUCUCUACACAAUCAAAUCUGUACUUUGAGUGUGGUUGAAUCAAUUUUAUUAUGUUAGGAUAAUUUUUAGCUGACAAAAAUCUACAAGAAGAUUGUCUUUGUUGUAAAAAGAAGAGCUUGUCCUGGCUUGUUUUCAUGAUCUUACUUACAUGGUUUGAAGUCUAAGCAUGGACAUACUGACUACUGAGGAGGCGACCCAUAAACAAAUGAGAUUGCUCAUCAGUGGAAGAAACUAUGAUUUUUCACUAUGCUUUUCCUUUGAAGUUCUUAUUUCAUGCUUUUGUGAUUGGUAAUUUUGGAUCUCAAUCUUGUAAGUUAGGAUUCAGUUUUUAAAUUUUAAACCGAUUGUCUGUUUACGCAUUACUUAUUUGACAUUCUUCCUAUUGCCUAUGACAUUUAAAUGUUCCCUUUAGCCAAGAAAAGUACUGGAAGGAAAUGUUUCAUGGGAAGAACGAACUGCUUUAUGCUCGACCUCUUUGUCUGCUGAAAGGUUGCUCAGAUCAUAGAAGUCGCAACUAUCCAUGUGUUUGAAGUUGCAACCUUUGAUUCAAUGUUUAACCGGACAGAGGAAGAUGUCACUCCAGUGCAUGUUGUUGAGAUGGUUGAGAUGUUGAGAAGAGCAGAGAAGCAACCAGCAAGGAAGCCGGCCUGAAAUUGGUCUCUUGAUGUGAAAAAAAUCGUGGGAAUAGCAUCUUUUCUACAUAUUUAGUUGUAGUAGAUCAAUUAGCAAUGUAUUGGUUCCUGCAGAGUAAGCUGUAUAAGCUCCCACAACUGGCAAUGGCUCAUCGUCUUCAGGCCACCCGGCUAUUCAUCGACGCCCGAGUCAAAUGGGUUCGUGAUCCAUUCCUCGACACUGCCGUCGAGAAGGAGAAAGACCUCAAACCUCUCUGCUCUCUCCUCCGCCACAUCCUCACCUCUCCCUCCCUCUCCCUCCCACUCUCCUCUGCUUCCCUUCUCCACCUGCCCUCCUCCGCCACCACCUCCACUGCCACCUCCUUCUUCCUGAAAUACCCCUCUGUCUUCACAAUCUUCCAGCCCAGCCCUGGCCUCCCUCUCCAUGUCAGGCUCACCCCUCCCGCCCUCUCUGUUUACCGCCAAGAGUCUGGCCUCCACCUCUCCCCGCCCCUCCGUCACUCUGCCGCCAUGCGCCUUGCCAAGCUCUUGAUGCUAGCUGGGUCUUCGGCUUUGCCCUUCCAUAUAAUUAAUAUGUUCUGGUGGGACUUGGGCUUGCCUCCUAAUUAUGUCGCUGACCUCCUCUCUGAUUACCCUGAUUACUUCAAUGUUCGCACUGUCAAGGAUGAGGCCACAGGUAAUGAAUUGCUUGUGCUGGAGCUCAUGUCAUGGCGAGACGAGCUGGCUGUGUCAGCAUUGCAGGAGAGGGCAAAAGAUGGGUACUUUAAUGGAAAACCAGGGACGCGCAUCAGGUUCUCGAUGAAUUUCCCCAGAGGGUUCGAUCUGGAGAAGAGGGUCAAGGCUUGGGUGGAUCAGUGGCAGGACUCACCCUACAUAUCGCCUUAUGAGGAUGCUUUCCAUCUGGCGCCUAGUGGUGAUCAUGCGGAGAAGUGGAUGGUGGCUGUCCUCCAUGAGUUGCUGUGGCUCCUCCCAUCGAAGAAGACAGAGCGGGACAACUUGCUUUGCUGGGGGGAGUAUAUGGGUUUCGGAACACGUUUCAAGAAGGUAUUGGCUCAUCAUCCUGGCAUCUUUUACAUCUCCAACAAGCUGAAGACCCAGACUGUGGUGCUCAGGGAGGCUUACAAGAAGGAUUUCUUGGUGGAGCGGCAUCCGCUGAUGGGUAUGAGGCAUCGCUACAUUCAUCUCAUGGGUAAAGCCAAGAAGUCGCAGAGGCAAAUAAAUUCAGCCUCUAGGACGAUCAGAAAGCGAGCCAUUAGCUCUCAAAAAGUUCGCCGGGUAGGGAAGGACAGCCAUAUACACAAUGCAGAUGGAAGAGAAAUGACCAAAGGAUUUUCAGACGGUGAAUUAGGUGAAGCUAGUAUAUAGCAAUGAUGAGGUAAUUGAAACGUAGAUGUGGAUCCUGGAAAUCAUGGUUUGAAGUGCUUCAACCAUGAAGUACAUGGCAAGGAGAAUGGAGAUGCUUCAGGUCCGAUUUGUGUAGCAGAACUCCAGAAAAAGGGAACUGAGAUCUUACGUCUUUUAGUUCAGUUGAAAGGUGAGAAGAGACUCAGGAAUACCAGUUUAAACAUCUGGAGGCUGGUUGACUACAAGAUGGCUGGUUUGAGUUGAUUUCUAAGUGGAUAGCAUUCUUCCAUGCUAGCUUUUGUUGACAACCUCAGCCCCUCAAACUCUGCCAAGAAAGUCACAGACUAAACCAGAAGUCGAGGAGAACGAAGCUGCAGCCAACAAAGGUGUGCAGGAAGUUUUGUGUACCCUUUGAAUGACGAUGCUGCUGAGGUGAAUCUGGAGUUUUGAGAUGUCGUGAGAGACCUUGCUUUUGCUUCAACGUGGGGAAGUUGCCCAUGUGCAGCCUUGGAGAAUACACUAGUUAGGAAGCCCGUGCAAGGCACGUGCUCUACUCAAGUUAAAAUAUGCGAUCUUUAUCCAAACUGAUGAACGCCUCUUGCAUUUUUGUUACCAGUACAUGCGCAUAUUCUAUAAGAUCUCAUCCUUCGACAGAAGAAAAAGA